AUGCAGCCCAUCAGAGGCGCCCAGGCCGCCGGGGCUCCGCCCCCCACGUCCCUGCGUGCGCGUCACCGGGCCCGCUGCGCCGGCUCCUCGGUCCUUGGCCUCUCAUUGCGCAGGCGUGACGGCUCCUCGGCGCCAGCCAGGCUGGAAGUGUUUUUCAGUUUUCAAAGCAGCUGUCGGGGCCAAAAGGAAGUUCCUGGAGGAGAGGAACCAGCACCCCCACACCCGCCCCAGGACCACAGGGGCAGAGGCACGGGCCCGCAGGUUUCGGGACCAAAGACCUUGGCUGGGGCUCCGUCCGCGAGGAAGCACCCCCACCCCGGCCCAGGCGCUGGAUUGCCGGGGUACCGCCCCCGCUCAGGGCUACCUCCAUUGUCUCCGGGCCUAGGGAAAGGCUUAGGGAGCCCCAGUGACUACAGAUCAGGCUACGGCUCCCCCAGUGGCCUGGGAGCAGGAUUUGGGAACCGGAACGGGAAUGGUCUGGGAGCCCAGCCAGGCAUUGGAGGGGGUGUGAAACUUCAGAAGCCAGGGUUUGGAAAUGGAAAUGGGCUGGCAGCAGGGGCCUUCCCAGGUGCUGUGGCCCAGCCAGGUUUUGGAGGUGGUGUGAAACCCCAGAAGCCAGUAUAUGGAAAUGGACUGGGAGCUGGUGCCUUCCCAGGACUGGGAGUCCAGCCCGGCCCUGUGGCUCAGAAUGGUGGCCAGGGACCAGGAUUCGGCAAUGGGAAUGGCAUGGGAGUCAGAGCCCAGCCAGGAUUCAGGAAUGGGAAUGGGCUGGGAGGUGGCGCCUUCCCAGGAGCAGGAGCCCAACCAGGUCCUGCAACUCAAAAUGGCUACGGACCAGGCUUUGGAGGGGGUAUGAAGCCCUGGAAGCUAGGCCUAGUGACCCAGAACGGAUAUGGAGCAGGCUUUGGCGGGGGCAUGAAGCCCCAGAAGCCAGGAUUUGGGAAUGGCAACGGGCUGGGAGCCCAGCCAGGCCCUGCGGUUCCCAUGGGCUACGGACCAGGAAUCGGUGAGGGCGGGAAGCCAAGGAAGCCAGUUUACAGGAAUGGGCUGGGAGCCAGAGUCUUCCCAAGCCAGGGGGUCCCUCCAGCCCUGGGAAGGGGCCUGAGCCCUCCAAAGCCAGGAUACAUGCCAGGGCCUGGGCUGCUGCUCCCAGCACGAUAUGGCAACGGAAAUGGGGCGGGGGCCCAGCCAGCACCGACUCCAGCCAUCCAGUGGGGGCUGAAACCUCAGAAAGCAGGAUACCAGCCCCUGAAUGGCUAUGGACCAGGAACAGAACUGGGCUUUGGUGGUGGCCUCAAGCCUCAGAAAGUCGGUUUUGCUUACGGGAACGGUCUGGGAGCUGGGGUCUUCCCUGAGGCCCACCUGCAGCCAGAGUUCCCCGGGGCCAAUGGCUUUAGGAAUGGAUAUGGGGAGGAAGCACCAGUGUACACCAAAGCAGCAGUUCCAGGUCCUGAAGGAAAUGGUCAGGCCGGGGCCCUAAGGGGCUCUUCUUGGCCCUCCCUGCAGCCCUGGGGGCUUGCCUUAAAGCCUGGAUAUGGGACUGGAGGCGCAUAUCCAGGGAUCGGGAGCCAACCAGCGACCUAUGGACAGCUGAGGCCAGAGCUGGGCCCUGGACCCUUCGGCAGCCCUGAGGUGAAAAGAGGCAGCAGCGGCCCACUGGAAAAUGGCUAUGGAGGCCACUGCCCUCUUGGGAAAUGCUGAGCACCGAGACCCUUCCACUGAGUGCCUCUCUACCACAGCCUGGUGUGUUGGGCAAGGACGGCCAGACUCUGGGGCUUGGCUUCUGGCCUGGGGUCUCCUGCGGGCUGAAAAUAUUAAUAAAGGCGACAUGCUUCCC
Ailuropoda melanoleuca (giant panda) is the source of this 1837-nucleotide messenger RNA. RefSeq names its product glycine rich extracellular protein 1 (gene GREP1). Bases 1 to 1701 code for a protein of 566 amino acids. The transcript is spliced from 34 exons. Lineage: Eukaryota; Metazoa; Chordata; Mammalia; Carnivora; Ursidae. The record is from RefSeq and is a predicted model, not a curated record.